AUGGGCACUGUGGAUGCUGACUUGGCCUACCUCAAGAAAGAGGAUGUCUAUGCGCACCUGGGCAAGGUCAUCGACAGAGUGGUGGCCGAGAAGCCCAAGGAUGCCUGCAGCCUGGUCGAGGUGCUGAGUAGCUUCGUCAAGGAGCAGGCGCUCACCGCGCCGCCGGUGGAUGCCGGAGCUAUGCCGGAGGCGGAGGACAUCGCCGACCGCGUCAAGAAGCUAAGGUUGCUGGACGAGGCCCCAGCUGAGGAGGGCGCACCGAUCCAAGUUUGCACGUACUCCCGCUGGAGCUUGAACAAUCCCCAGAUGUUGUUUGAAGAGAUGUUUUACUUCAAUAUCUUGCUUGCGCAAGUGGAAUCACAGGCCUCGCUCGCCCAGCCCAGCUACAGUUCUUCUGCCAUCUUUGACCUGCUAGCGCAGUUCCUCGACCUGUGCCACUUCAACACAGCUGCCGCUGCGAUCAAGGCCCAAUGCCGAGAGAAGCCUCCGCCCUUCGACGCCCAGUUGGUUAAGUCCUUCAAGGCUCACCUGGACAACUGCGCACUCUUGCUGGCCGAUCUCGAGGCUUUUCAGCCGAAGCAGGUGGAUCCGCAGGAGGCUUCGGUGCAUGAGCUGCUGGACACGCUCCUUCGCAAGCUCAUGGCUACUGGGCAAUCGCUUUCAGACGAGAAGCUGCUAACCUGCAUUGACGGGGCCUUGAAGAGCGACGCCUUUCCCAAGUUCGCCUCGACGGAUGGCCCGGAGGGCAAAGAGGGCCACACGCUCGACAUCCUGAAUACCAGCGAUGUGGAUGCAUACAGGUUCUGGGAGAGCAUCUCAAAGGAGACGUCCAAGACGGAGGUCCCAGUACUACCCAAGGCUGCAGAGGCCCAGCCUGCUGUAGAGCCCACACCAGCUCCGACUCUGGCACAGCCUGAAUCGUCUGCGCACUAUCCGCCCAAGCGCAGAAACGCAACUCAGCAGGAGGUAUGGGACGUCAACGACGAGUAUCACGACGAUGAAGAUCCAGGUUAUCGAAUUCGAGAGAUCUACGAGGCAGAGCUGCUCGCUGAGCUCUCUCAGAAGCUGGGCCCGGCAAAGUCGGAGACCACUCCGGCAGGGGAUGAGCUGAGCUCUGCCGCGGCGGAGCCAGGCGCAGGUGAGGUCUCGCAGGAGACGGAGACGGCAGCCAAUCCUCAGUCCCCAGAGCCAGGAUCUGACUCUCGCACGCGGGCUGCAGGGGAGGACGCGGUCAGUGAGGCCUUGGGUGCUACUCCACAAGGAGGUGGCGACAGGGAGCCGCGCUCGGCUUCACCAACAUUUGGUGGUGCGCCUAUUGAUGAGCCGGUGGAGGACCCAACGGUCAGUGCACCACCGCCCGCCGCAGAAGGCGGCGGAAGUCCUUUGAGUGCUGGUGUGCCGCAAGAUCUCAGCUUCCCACAGACACCGACAGAUCAGGCGCCAGCAAAGCCUCUGAAGCCCCAUUUCCGGAAGGAUGUCAAGGCCCGUAGUGGGGCACUUGGUUUCGCUGAGUCGCUCCAGAGAAACGUCUCGCUCUACUUCCCCUUCCUGGCGUAUUACCAGAUCUCCUACUACAGGGCGGCGAUCUUCGACCUUGCAGAGGUUGGUGCAUUGGCGAAGUAUGGAUUUCCCGCAGACGUGGAGAACGUGUUGGGAGCUUCCGUUUCGGCAGCCUCCUUGACCUUGAAGGCCUUGGUUUCUGCAGCCCUCAUCGCCGCUGACCCCGACGGCAUCUCUCCGCGUUCGAGCUGGUUGCUGGAUGAGCCCGCGGCCUCGUGGCUAGGUCUGAGCUGGCAUCGAGAAGUGGAAGAGUGCUCCCGUCUGGAAAGUCCGUUCUGUUGGCCGCUGUUUGGGGCUCUGGGAAUGCUCAGGGACUCGGCCUGGCCCAGCAGCCAAAGCGCAGCAUGCUCUGAGGCCUCGGCAUCCUUCUGGACCGAGCUGCGGAAGGCGCUGAGCACGCACCAGGCCGUCCCGUUGCUCAGUAGCUUGAGGCUUCUCGAAGCCGAAGAAUGUCCUGCCGAUCUUUUGCUGCGUGCGGACGCGACGCUGGCCGUGGCAGACUGGGCGCGGCGCGCGGCUCUGCAAGAAGGAAGCCUGGCAGACGUGAAGGAGGCAAUCCAAAGAGCUCAAGAGCUGACUCGGCGGAUCUUGCGAGGAUCAUCGCUACUCGGGCUGGACGAGCUUUCUGCAUGGCCUGGUGGCUCCGAGCUCUUCUGGCUCUUGGAUAGGCUUCAGUGUGCGACGGAAGUCAGCAUUCAGCUGCUGAAGGGCCAUACCUUCAUGGGAGCCGAAAACAUUGGAAUGCGAAGCGACGUGGACAUCAUCUACAAGCUGCUGCUGUUCCCUUACCGAGAGCUGGUAUCUGACUUCAUACGUGCCAGACGAGUUCCCUACUGCAACGAGUCCAUUCUGCGCGAGGUGCAGAAGUUGGCGAAGCGGUUGCAGAGUGCCCGGGCUCACAAGGUUCGGGUCAUUGAGGUCGGCGCCAAUCUCGGUGAUUGUUCGAUUUGGACUGCGAAGCGGCUUCUUGCAGUACCCACUCUGCGCAGCAUCAAGGUCGUGGCCCUGGAAGCGCUGCCGGAUGCAGCUUCGGUGUUCCAAAAGUCGGUCGAGCAAAACGGCCUGGCCGGGGUGAUCGAGGUCAUUCGCGUGGCCGCAGGAGGUUCCAGGGGCCAUGUUGACCUCAAGGCCAAGCCAAGCAGCUCCAACUCCUUUACUCUGGUAGACCAGGAAGCAGACCAUGAGGCAGUCCGUGUCCAGCGGGAGCGACUGGACGACCUGAUCCGCUUCCGACGCAUCGAUCUGCUGAUCAGCCAUACAAACGGGCAGGAGCUCGAAGUCCUCCGUGGUGCCCGGCGAUUGCUGCAGCGAUCCCGAGACGUGACGGCGAUUCUUCAGCUGUAUGGUGCCGAGGGAGGUGUGAUUCGUGAUCCCAGCUACGACCCAUAUCGUCCGGUGAAGUGGCUGCUGGACCGUGGCUUCCAUGUGGCGCUUGCUCGCAAACCGGGGCUGCGCUUGCAGACCGCUGGAACCCUGCGGCAACACUUGAGAACAUCGCCUAUCGUGAACGUCAUCGGCAUCCGAAAGCGACGACAUGUGCGGAUUGGGAAAUCUCCUGCCCCCGAGCCAUAUCGGGUCUGUCUCAAUCUCACUGAUGGCGAACGACCGAGCAGCUGGGCUGAGGUAGAUGGGCGUGUUCUGAGGGAGAACUUGCAUUUGGUAAGAAUCUACUUGGGUCGAAGCCUUGGUGGCAGGGGAUCUGCAGAUGCCCCGCCCAUCGGUGCAGUUCUCAAAGCCAAUGCCUACGGACACGGCGCCGUCCUGGCAGGCCGCGUUCUGGCUUCUGCAAAAAUCGAUGCCUUGUUCGUAUCCGAAGUCCAGACCGGGUUGACGUUGCGGUCCUCUCCCGAGGUUCCGAAGUCCAUGGCGAUCAUCCUCUUGUACCGGACACCGCUGCAGGGAGUGAUCUGUCAGCUUACACAGGCGAGCAUCACAGUGUCGGUGCUCUCCAAAGCCUGGCUCGAGGAGGCACUUCUCUGGCCUCCCUGUGCAUCCAAGCUCAGGCUGCACCUGAUGGUCGACACAGGCCUGGGCAGAGAAGGUGUAGGAAUCCGAGAGGUCCCUGAGGUGACCGCUGCGAUCUUGGCCAACCCGCAUUGGUCUUUGGAGGGUCUCUACACGCACUGGUGCUGCCCGUAUGAUCCGCUGGAGAUGCACCGCUCGCACUUGGUUUUUGCCGAAGCUCUUGCUGCGGUUCGCGAGCUUCACCACAGGGCGGGCUUCCUCGAAAAUCAGCACUUCAUGGUGCACACUUCCAGCAGCUCUGCCGUCCUUCUCGGCGUUCACUACGACUUAUUGCGAGUGGGAGGCCUUCUUUUCGGGGAUCCGGUUUUGAUCGCAGAUGGAGCCGGAGGAGCUUUGCAAUUGCCCGGGCCUCACCGAACGCUUUUGUGGAAGAGCCGCGUCACUUCCCUGCGCUGGUCGAUUCCCGGGGAACGGUUCUCCACCUGUUCGCUGGCAGCGGGCUGUCAAGACACCCCUGUGUUUCACAAGCGUGUGCUGCUGGGCGUGAUUCCAGUGGGCGGCAACGAGUUCAGCGAUUCUAACGUCGUAAGCAGCUCCUUUCGCGAGAAGCUGCCACUCCUGGAGAAAUCACUGGAUGGUCUUCUCGUUGAGAUCCCGCCGACCACGCGCACUUUCCAGCACGCCUUUGAAGGAAUGGAGGUGCUUCUGUGCGGUGAGAACUGUGUUCAGGGGCUCUUCAACGUUCCGGAGCAUGUCCCCCGGCUGCUUGUGCAAGACCCGUCGAUCGACAUGAGGGCAUACUGCCCGCCAGUAGUCGUUUCGCAAGUGUAUGACUCCUUCGCCUUGCGCGUGGUCUUUGAGAGGGAUAAGACAGGCUUUGAAGAAAGCAAGGAGUUCCCCAUCCGAACGAACAUGGUGGUGGCGGCGAGGUACCAGAUCAUUGAGUACCUGGGAUCCGCCGCAUUUUCACGUGCGGUCCAGUGCUUGGACUUGGACAACAACAAGAUGGUCUGCAUGAAAAUCAUCAAGAAUGACAAGGACUUCUUCGACCAAUCCUUGGAUGAGAUCAAGCUGCUGAAGUACAUCAACGUAAACGGCGAUGUCGACUACAACAACGUCCUGCGCCUCUACGAUCACUUCUACCACAAGGAGCACUUGAUCAUCGUGACCGAGCUUCUCCGUGACAACCUGUACGAGUUCAGCAAGUUCAAUCGGGAGUGCGGUGAUGAGCCGUAUUUUACCAUCGGACGGCUGCAAAAGAUCUCUAGACAGAUCCUGACUGCCUUGGACUACGUGCACUCUCUGCGGCUCAUUCACUGCGACUUGAAGCCAGAGAACAUCCUCAUCAAGUCGUACAGCCGAUGUGAAGUCAAGGUCAUUGACUUCGGCUCCUCUUGCUUCAUCGAUGACCACUUGUCUUCCUACGUGCAGUCCCGGUCAUACCGAGCCCCCGAGGUGAUGCUAGGUCUCCCCUACGAUCAGAAGAUUGACCUCUGGUCCCUGGGCUGCAUCCUCGCUGAGCUCUGGACAGGCUAUGUCUUGUUCCAGAAUGACUCGGUGCAGAGUCUGCUGGCUCGAAUUCUGGGCAUCAUCGGCGAGUUUCCGUAUCACAUGAUGACCAGCGGAAAGUACGUUCCACAGUACUUCACGCAGGAUGGACAGCUCUACCAAGAGAUUGAGGGAGCACCCUGUCCAGAAAGAGGACGCCGACUGCAUCUUUUGGUGCCAAAGAAGACGUCCCUUCGACAGAGGAUGCGCACCAACGAUGAGCUGCUGCUGGAUUUCCUUGAGAAGCUGCUGCAGUGUCUUGCCUUCGAAGUCCAGGGCCUGCUUCCAGCCUACUGGUGCGCUCCACAGAACCUUCAGCGUUAUAUCCAGAUGGCCUGUGAGGGCAUCCCGGAGCAAGGCUAUGCCCAGAAAGAUGGUGGGGAGCCUGACGAAACGGACCCCGAUGCAGAACCUCCAGGACAAGGCGCCAACCAGUUUACAUACUAUGUGACCAACGACUUGGCCGGCGACUGGCGACGUUUGCCGGACAUCAAGCCCAAAGAGAUCAUCGCGGCGCGCGCCAUCAAGAGGCUGGUGACCGGGAACGCCGGCUCCAAGGUUAUCACGCAUCCUGCUUUCGAAGGGGCGGAGGAGGUCUAUCUCCGUGCUCAAAUCGCAAGAAUUACUGCAGACACCGUGAUUUGCAUGAAGGGCUACUUGAAGAAGGAGGAGGAAGAAGGAUCUCCGAUCGAGCAGAACGAAGAGUUUAUCUGCCCACCGGCGGCUGAACUGCUCAAAAUGGAGGCUUGGACCCAUAUGCAGCCUCACAUUCUCCGCAACGGGCGCACCACCCACAAAGAGAUUCCAGAGGGUGACACGCCAGAGGAACUUGAGCUGGCAGCGAAGAUGAAGGAGGAGCAAGAAGCAGAUCCCGAGAAGGAGGUCCUUCGUGGGCUGCACACAGACGGGCUGCAGUGGACUAUCAAGCAGGCUGGCGACGCCACGGUCUACCGUGCUUCAGCUGAUCCGGCUGCCCCACUGAGGUCCAGUGCGGUGACCUACGUCCGCUCUCUCUCAUGGCCCGGUGCGGUCACGGCGGUGCGCAACGGCCAGUUCGUGAGCAUAUAUGUCGGAUAUGGCCUCGCGGCCAGCAGCCCGAACUUCUUCCCCUUGGCACCUCCAGAUGUGCAAGAAGAGCCGGAGGACCCUGGUGAGGUAGAAGAGCCUCAGGGCUCCCUGGAAGAACCAAAGGAGCCGGAGGAGUAA
This is a messenger RNA of Symbiodinium sp. CCMP2456, 6279 nucleotides long. Lineage: Eukaryota; Dinophyceae; Suessiales; Symbiodiniaceae. The record is from the annotation of a GenBank genome assembly.